ACGGAGGACGAGGGCCGCGGGUCACGAAGAACGUCGACACGAGGACGAGUACGACGAAGAGAUGCAAGGAGGCAUUCAAUCGCAGCGUGUUCGCCGUGCAGGAUUCCAUGGCAGCGCGUAUGCCAUGUCCGAGUCCAGCUCUGUUAUUGACUCGUCUUCUGCGCUCGCGUGUUGUCCGUCACCACCACCCUGCGGCAAUUCGCGUCAAGAAGAAUGGACUGGCGACCGGCAUCCUGACCUGCGCAGCUGGACGACGGAGAGGGAACGUGCUCUCGUCAACGAAAUUUCCUCCUCGGACCAUUCGGUGUUGUAGCAUAGUUUCAAGUCCUCGGUGUAGAAGCACGGAAGAUGUUCUCGUUUUGGGGAUUGAAACGAGUUGCGACGACACAGGAGCUGCUGUGGUUACAACGGACGGAAGAAUUUUGGGAGAAGCCAUUGCUUCACAGGCAGAACUGCUGGGUCAGUGGGGUGGUGUAGUUCCAAAGCUGGCGUCAGAGGAGCACCGAAAAUUUAUUGACAAGGUAGUGGCAGACGCCCUUCAGAACGCCGGAGUACAAGAGUCCGACCUCUCUGCAGUUGCUGUUACUAUUGGGCCAGGGUUGAGCCUUUGUUUACACGUUGGCGUGAAAAAAGCACGCAAUAUUGCGAAAGCCCACAGGCUUCCAAUGGUUGGAGUUCAUCAUAUGGAAGCGCACGCUUUAGUUGUAAGACUUAUCGAAAAACAUGUGGAGUUCCCAUUUAUUGUUCUUCUCGUCUCCGGCGGACACAAUCUUCUGUUGCUCGCUCAAAAUGUUGGCCAGUAUGUUCAACUCGGCACAACCGUAGAUGAUGCCAUAGGAGAGGCGUAUGAUAAAACAGCACGGUUAUUGGGCCUUGACAUGAAAAAGGGAGGUGGACCUGCUUUAGAAGAACUUGCACGGGAGGGAGACCCAAAGGCGAUUAAGUUCUCAGUUCCAAUGAGAGGUCCAAGGUACUUGAACUGCAACUUCUCCUAUGCAGGAUUGAAGAAUCAAGUGCGAAUGGCAAUUGAGGCUAGAAACAUUGACGGUGAUGAGGUUCCUUUAUCAGUGGCUACCGCUGAAGAUCGACAGAUUCGUGCAGAUAUUGCAGCCUCUUUUCAAAGGGUAGCUGUCCAACAUUUGGAGGACAAAUGUCGUAGAGCUGUUGAGUGGGCUCGCAGAUUGGCACCGUCAGUGACUAGCCUUGUUGUUUCCGGAGGAGUUGCCUCGAAUCAUACCGUUCGCAGCAGACUUGGUGCUCUGGCCUCUGAGCUGGAUCUUCAGCUUGUCUGUCCGCCACCACGGCUGUGUACAGAUAAUGGAGUUAUGGUAGCCUGGGCUGGCGUAGAGCAUUUACGAUUGGGAAUGUUCGAAGAGCCACCAGACCAAGAUGAACCAGAUGAUGUUCGGGUUGAUCUGCGACCUAGAUGGCAACUUGGGGAAAUUUACGAAGAAGGACAGAGUGAAGCACGAUCUUUGAAGAGGAUGGGUCACCAUCAAUCUUUAACCGCUCAAGUGAGGAACCGCUCAAGUGAAGCAGAGGGCAGGCCCGCUAGCCAGUAGACUCUUCUAGCAUUUUCGGAAUUACCUUAACGCUGUUAAAGCACAGCGACUUCAUCGGUCUUCUCUAUUGUAAAGCUCAUGAAUAGUUCAAGGCGUUUUGUUGAAGCUC
This is a messenger RNA of Marchantia polymorpha subsp. ruderalis, 1671 nucleotides long. NCBI's taxonomy places the organism in Eukaryota, Viridiplantae, Streptophyta, Marchantiopsida, Marchantiales, Marchantiaceae. The record is from the annotation of a GenBank genome assembly.